Dicentrarchus labrax (European seabass) is the source of this 6693-nucleotide messenger RNA. It is a transcript of the gene zbtb37, whose product is annotated as zinc finger and BTB domain containing 37. Bases 340 to 1884 code for a protein of 514 amino acids. Gene Ontology annotation, molecular function: RNA polymerase II cis-regulatory region sequence-specific DNA binding; DNA-binding transcription factor activity, RNA polymerase II-specific; protein binding. The record is from RefSeq and is a predicted model, not a curated record. Lineage: Eukaryota; Metazoa; Chordata; Actinopteri; Moronidae. The transcript is spliced from 4 exons. Gene Ontology annotation, biological process: regulation of transcription by RNA polymerase II.
GCCCUUCUGCCGUGAAAAAGGAAGAUGAGAAGCGGCCGCGGACCGACACCGAGCCGACACUGAGCCGAGUCCGAACCGAGAGCGACUUCCAGCGGAAUGGCGGCGGAGCGGCUGCCGACGACCCGGAGCUCAGCUGCUGUUCCCCGGCCUUGAACCCGCCACGACCGCCGCUGGAGCCGCGAAGCCUGGAGGAGCGGCGGGUGGAGCUGCAGCCUGCCGGGGCCGAGCCGAGCCGAGCUGAGCCGAGCCGAGCUGCAGGACUGAAGACUGCACCGCACCCUGAAACCAGACCCGAUCUCUGCCUGCCCCCCCUCCUUCAGCGUCCCUGCAGGCUGCAGCAUGGAGCGGUCCGGCAGCAUCCAGCUGGACAUCCCGGACUUCAGUAACUCGGUUCUGUCUCACCUGAACCAGCUGCGCGUUCAGGGCCGUCUCUGCGACAUCGUGGUCAACGUGCAGGGCCAGAGCUUCCGGGCGCACAAGGUGGUCCUCGCCGCCAGCUCGCCGUACUUCCGGGACCACAUGUCUCUGAGCCAGAUGAGCACCGUGUCGCUGACGGUGAUCCGCAACCCGACGGUGUUCGAGCAGCUGCUGUCCUUCUGCUACACAGGCCGCCUCUGCCUGCAGCUCGCCGACAUCAUCAGCUACCUGACGGCCGCCAGCUUCCUGCAGAUGCAGCACAUCAUCGACCGCUGCACGCAGAUCCUGGAGGGGAUCCACCUGAAGAUCAGCCUGGCAGACAUGGAUGAGGAGCCCGUGGAGGAGGCGCGGGGCUCCAGGGGCAACCGGACCCUGGAGGCUGUGGCACGAGGAGGCGGUCACCACGGUGGCCUGCGGCUUCUCGGCCCGCGGGGGGGGGCCGAGGUGUGUGAGGCGGUCAGUCCGGCAGAGGAGCCGCUCAGCCCGCCGCCAACGGUGGAGCACAGCGGGCUGGAGGGGUCUGGGACCACCACCGGCAGAGCAGGAAAAGAACCGAUCCUUCGCAUCAACCGGGCCGGUCAGUGGUACGUGGAGACGAGCAGCGAGCCGGAGCGCCCCGGCAGCGCAGAGGAGGGCGGUGGCAUGGACCGAAUACGGAUCAAGACUGAGAGGAUGGAGGAGUGGAUCGGCGCCGGGGAGCACCAGGAGGAGGGGGGGCCGGUAGAAGAAGGCACCACGGUUAUGAUCGACACGUCGGGACGCAGCACGCUGGUGACGGGGCCGGUGGGAGCGCUGGGGGGCCGGAGCGCCCAACCGUCCUCCAGCUUCAGCGAGACAGACAGGUUCAGUCCCACCGGCAGCGUCGUCGUCCUGGCGGAGCGUCAGCGGGCGAAGAGCGAGUCUCCGAGCCGGGCGGACGAGCUGCGACAGCCGAGCUCCCAGGGGGAGGAGCAUGCAGCGUUCGAUAUGGGUGGCUAUGAGGACUACCUGAGGGAGCAGGUAGGAGACCGCUGGUUCCGCUACAACCCACGGCUCACCUGCAUCUACUGCUGCAAGUCCUUCAACCAGAAAGGCAGCCUGGACCGCCACAUGCGCCUGCACAUGGGCAUCACGCCGUUCGUCUGCCGUAUCUGUGGGAAGAAGUACACCCGCAAGGACCAGCUGGAGUACCACAUCCGCAAGCACACCGGCAACAAGCCCUUCCACUGCCACGUCUGCGGCAAGAGCUUCCCCUUCCAGGCCAUCCUCAACCAGCACUUCCGCAAAAACCACCCAGGCUGUGCCCCUCAGGAGGCCCACAGCGCCUCCCCCGAGACCACCACCGCCUCCGUCACAUCCAGGGGAGGGCCGAGCGACGAGGCCUCCCCCAGCCAGGAGGAGCCGGAGGGCGGGGGCGGGAGCAGCAGCGGCGGAGGCCAGUACAGUGAAGGUCCCCAGGCCUCAGUCUCCACCACGGGGCCCGACUGACCUCAAAUGGGGGAAGUAGGGAAGUGUCGAGGUUGGGGUAGGGGGGCCGUCUGAUCCACCUGGAGCCAACAGGACGCUGAACCCGCAGCGACAGAAAGGACACCUCAGAGUCUGAACUGAGAUUUUUCCGCUUUAAACCGCAUCUACCUUCACUAACCAAACCGAACAGAUUAAGCUAAAAUGAAGAAACGCCACACACUCCAACAACCUCAUACGCCACACGAUGCAGUGGUCCUCGUUUGCCUCCGUCGAGUUUAUGUUACAGAUUUCUACUUUUAUAUUUACAGGUAUUACAGGUUCACAAUGCAGCAUCACAACAGUCUGUCUGGUGGAAACUUUGCCAAACUACUCAGUGCCAGUUUAACAGUUCCAGUCUUUCGUAUUUGCCUUGAGACAAUCUGGAGCAGUGAGGUUAAUAAUAAUAAUCCUGCGCGCUCUUCAAGUGCCACGUCGGCAUUAAACGAUUCAGUUGCACAAAAAGGUUCAAUGAGAAACUUCGACUGUUAAAGUUCAGUUUCAGUGUGAUUGGAGGUUCUUGUCUUUCCCCGUUCUCCAGUUUUUGGGACAUUAGAUCAAAUCUUAGUAAAUAGAUAAAGAUCUCACACUACACUGCUUCACACUACUGAUCUCUUGUUAAUCAGUCAGUCCGGAUCCCAGUUCUGAUCCCAGUUCUGAUCCCAGUUCUGAUCCCAGUCCUGAUCCCAGUCCUGAUCCGAGAGGGUUUACCGAAAGCUCCAGUUUCUAAAACUCUGUAUUUAAGACUAUUAUAAAGUUUUUACUCUAUAAAAUGUAGUAAAGUCUUGACAAGAGUUGUUCUGAUACCAGUAUCUAAAGCUCUUCCGUUACUUCCUAAAACGUGGUAUCUGCAAGUACUCAUAUCUGCGCACCGAUCCGAUACCAUAUCCCCGAAACGGAACCCUGAUACUUCCACCAGUGUCCUUCAACCUCCUCCGACUCACUGGCUUACCCUGAUAUUCUGAUAUUCUUACUCUAACUGACCAAAACCAACAAGGUCAUCGAGGAACAACCAGCAGCAAGUUGAUUUCAGUGUAACGUUAGCUAGAACCUGCGCCGGGCCGGGUUAGGGUUAACGAUGAAAUCAUUCAGGCUUGUUCAGUUGGAUUGGUAUCGGAAUCAGAACCGGGAAGGAAAACUUGGUAUCGGAACACCUCUAUGAUCUUCUCUACUAAAUAUUCUAAACACAAGGUCCACUUACUUAGCUCUACAUGGAGCUUUCGACUGUAUCCCAUGACCUUCUCUGGCUAAUAGAAUCUGCUCAGGUGUUAUCACGAGACCUAAGUUCAGGACUUCGGUCUCGUAAUACCGGGUGGUCGUAUGUGGAGGGACAUUGCCUCCGAUACCUCCCCGCCUGUUCACCUGGGAGGAGGUUGUGGGAUAAACUGAUAUAUUUGUGUCCCACGGUGGAGAACGAAGCUUUAUGAUGCAGUGAAAAGAACUCUGAUCACACUGGAUUUGUUGAUUUGGCUGUAAAUCGAGUAUAAAUUCUUCAGAUUGAGUGUCGAACUCGGUUUUUAAUGAUCUGGUAGAUUAGAAAAAGGACCAUCUGGCAGCCUGUUGACUGAACAGACUUACAGCAGGAAAACUGGACGGCGUCCAGCCUCAGAUAAGCUACACAGCUCAGUUACCUCUCAUCACUACGCAAUACAGCUGCUGCACUGCACAGCACAGCACCACCGGGGGGCGCUCUGAUCCACUCACACAGAGAUCUCCGUCAGUCUUCUCAGAUAUUUUUAUAACAAGCAUGUGUUUUUGUUUUUGUUUUGUUUUUCUUGGACACUUUUUUGCUCUGACAAUGUGUGUGACAGACGACAGUGUGUCGCAACCGGAUCAGGAACUUCUGUCGCAGUUAAUGACGCGUUAAAUCUGCUGCUGAAGCUCCAGUUUAUCAAAAAAUCAUUCAGGGAGAAUAAACUGAAAACGUUUAGCUGGCUAAUGAGUAUACAGCUGUCAUCAUAUGCUAACAUUAGCCUGCAGGCUAACUGGCUACAAAUAGUGUUCCAGUUGUUUGAAGCUAUUAAUUAUUACAAUCAAUUACAAACAUACCUACAUAUCUAUUAGAGCUAAUAGUUCGUAGCUACUUGUUUUUAACUGAUAUCGACGAACAUUAAUCUACAAGCUAGCUUAUGUUUUUACUUUUAUGUCAAACUGUUAUAAUUAUUACAAACAUUUUUAAAAACCGCUAAUGUUUGUGAGCUCGUCUGCCACCUUUACGUUAGCUGAUGUUAAUUUAUUAAGAAAAUCAACAUUAGCUUGGAAGCUAACAGAUGGCUCAUUCAUUGUUGUUUUCUUACAGACCAACAUCAGUACAGGAGCUAACAGUUGCUAACUGGAGCUAACUGGAGCUAACAGGAGCUAACUGGAGCUAACAGGAGCUAACAGGAGCUAACAGUUGCUAACAGUUGCUAACUGGUAUUAGCUGAUACAUUAACACACAAAACACAACAUAAUGUACAAGCUAGCUGAUGUGUGUGAGCUAGCUAGCUCCUGUUAGCGGAUGUUUCAGGUGGAUUACAGUCUCCGUAUGUGUGUAGCCUAGCUUAGCACAAACACUGGAAGUGGAUGAAAACUGCUAGCAUAGCUCCACUAAAGUUAAAAGAAUCAAAGUCCCAACAACUUCAACGCUAACGUGUUGAUUCUCGCUAACCUAAUCUUCCAAUCAGAGUGCUUCAGUCGAGGUAACGCGUCAUUACGAUACACGGGUUCUGAUCGGGUCGACAUAGAUCGGGUAGCGACGGGACGAGGAGCCGGACCCUGUCAGACCAGAUGGAUGUAGGAACCAGGCCAAGGAGCUGGACUAAAAUAAAACCCCACCAGAGGUUAAAGGUCACCUGCUGGAGGGCGGGAGCAGGUCGGACCACCUGGCAACCAAAGGAAAGACCACGUUGCCACGUUGGCCCUCCACAAUAACUUCAGCACUUAUCAGAGAGACGGGAUCAAAACCAGAACUUUUUAUAAGAACGAUAUAAAAUCACAUAUUAUCAGACGAACAUAUUUAAACUACUAAGAUGUUUUUUUGAAUGAUGUGAGUUCGGAGUAAAGUUCAGAUGUUUGGUAGUUCGGUAGCACGCAGACGGGCUGUUACUGUUUUUAUACAGAGCUGUGAAUCUGAUUCUCAGUGGACGCUACAUUUUUUUAUGCAAGUGAAUCCAGCGGCUCUGUCCUCACUCCGGCCGCCGCCGCCCGCCGCCGCACUCACUCUUCAGGCUAAAACCAGGAACUAUCAGGUAUACAGACUCUUUCUUUUCUUCAGUGAAUCAGACGUUUACCUUUUCCCUACGUAGCAGAACGCUAACGGCUAAACCUCAGUGCGAGCUACCCGCCGCAGAGCUCACCUGUAACAGCAGCAGGUAAGAAAUGCCUGCGAGUCGCUGCAGAGGGCGACGACACACAACAGACCAGGGCUGGGCAAAAUGGAGUAAAAUUCAGUAACCGUGACAACCGCAAGACCUCUUUCCAACGUACCACAGAAAAUACUGGUCAUUUUAUUUUACAUCGUAAAUAUCUUCACCGCCUCUGUCGCACAUUAACGCUCAAAUAUUACACAGAAAUCUAUUAUUGUGAAUGUGUGCACAAACAAUCAUCUUCUCUUCACUAAAACCUCGUUUAUUUACAUCUUAUUAAUCUUAUAAAACAGUAUUUUUGCUCCAUAUAAGGAAACUGAAGAGUUUGCACCUGUGACCACACCCAGCAGUGAUGUCACAGUGUCCUGGAGUACACCUGUACAUCACUGCAGAGAACUUAAGUCAUUUGGUGUGUGUGAUAAUACGAUCAGUUUCUUUUCAACGUUGAAAUUGAAAUAAAUAUUCUCUUCUAUCUUUUGGCUGCUAAUCACAUCAAUAAGCUUCUUCAACCGUAAACUGAAUAUAAAUGUAUGACUUUGUUUUAUUGAUCGUAGUAUUCAUGCAGCUAACUGACAUUAUAUAACUGAGGUUUAUUUUUGUGAAAUGUAAUUUCAAAUCUUCUGUUUCCAUCAAUAUUACACAGGUCAGAUAUUUCAAUAUUUAGUAUUUUAAGCUAACGUUACGUGUGUCAGUUGGCUUACACCAUAAAUAAAUAAGAAUAAUAUGUAAUAAAAUGUAAAAUAAUGACGGUUUGCCUUCAGAAGAGGUUAACAUGCAAUUUCAGCCAUAAAACCCAGAAAUAAUAAUGAUUCUGAUUUAUCACCUCGUGCAAACUUUUAAUCUUUAUGGAUCAAUUUAAAAACACUAUGCUUGAAAAUUUCAGUUUUUAAUUAAGUUCAUUUUUUAACUGAAAUCUGAGGACGAAUCCGGCUCCGUAACUGUGGAGCAACGUUAACGGACGAAUUAGGAUUCACAAAAUAAAUGUAAGACUUUAUUUUUAUUCAUGUUACAAACAUGAACUCAGUCCCUCCAGGAAGUUUCAACCAAUCUCACUGAAUUCUGGGUAAAUUUUGUCACCACAACUUUUCUGUAAAUCUGACGUUGAGCCGCAAAACUCGAUCCCUUUUUUAUUGUUGUGACGAAGACGUGAACAAUUUUAUUCUGACUGGAUCAAGUUGCCGCUAACUUUUAAUAAUAAUAAUAAUAAUAAUAAUGACAGUUUCACUUUCUCCCACAAUUUAGUUGCAAAAAAAUACCCAGAAAUAUUACUUAAAUACUUUUUAGAAAAGUUGUUAUGAAAUCAGAAGUGCGAGGCUUAGAGCGACCUGGAGGGACUGCACUGUCGCCAUGUUGCCCAGCUCCGACCACACGAACACAUUGGUUCUGCAGAACCUCCGGGAACAGACGGACUCAGUGCAGCAGAGGUCAACAGAAACUGUUAAGUUAA